Messenger RNA from Odontomachus brunneus, 1666 nucleotides. RefSeq names its product 28S ribosomal protein S27, mitochondrial-like. Lineage: Eukaryota; Metazoa; Arthropoda; Insecta; Hymenoptera; Formicidae. The record is from RefSeq and is a predicted model, not a curated record. The transcript is spliced from 2 exons. Gene Ontology annotation, cellular component: mitochondrion. Gene Ontology annotation, molecular function: protein binding. The coding region runs from base 113 to 1474 and encodes 453 amino acids.
AUCCCCUCCAUUUUUCGGGAAACUGUCGUCUAACCAUAAAAAACAUCUGUGGUCUAUGAACCAUAAUAAAGAGAGGUUAUGAUUACAUUGUGAGAAAACAAUAUCGAGUAAAAUGUUGAAGACACUCGCGUUAAGUCACAGACUUUGCCGAGUCUGCUGUGGAUUUAAAAACAUGACAGCACAGAAGAGAACAUUUCUAUCAGAAGCGUAUCACUGCAAUGAGGUAUGGAGUCGCAGGUUAGAUUCGCCGUUGCUGCAACAGAUCGAUCACUCGACGAUGUUCGUCAUGCUCGAACAAAAGUUUGCAAGUGUCGGCAAGAUUAGUGCCGUUGACGUUGACAUCUUCGUCAACAGUGUUAACAACGACAUUUAUGUUGAAGAGGUAAUGAAGAUCCUGCACAACCUCCGUAUGUCGCCGGAGGCGACCAAUAUACUUGAAUCAACGCAUCACGCCGUAAUACGAUAUUUCUGCCAGUGCGAUCGUAUCGAGGAGCUGCACGAGAUCCUCAACGACCGGCUGAACUACGGCAUCUUCCCCGAUUACUUCGGUUAUAACUUGCUCAUGGACGAUUUCAUAAAGAAGCAGAAUUACGCGUCCGCCGCGAAAGUAGCAACUUUAGUUAUGUUGCAGGAAGAAACGGACCAUCCUAUCACGAACGCUCUGUGCGUGUACGCGUGCCACAGGUAUUUGGAGAAUCCCGAGAACUGGAAAAAACCUGAGGUUCCAGUGGAUACUUCCAAGGAAGAGAUAAAAGUGCGCGUCCGUUACAUAAGAAAUCCUUUCUUCGAUGAUCACUUUGAUCUUACUGAUCCAAGAGAUCUAGUCGGCAAGACAUUGAGUUUUCAUGGGCGACAUCAGGCGAACACUCUGGGAAGAACUUGCCAAUUGAGGGGUCUAAUACUAUAUAAAAAAUAUGAUCAGGUAUUGCAAUUAAUAAAGGAAUGGCUGGAGACAAUACAGGAUAAGAUAGUCUAUGAGGAAGUAUUUGAAUUGAUAGCCAAAGACAACAGUGGACUUCAAGAUCAGGCUUCUGAACAACUAAAACUUGUGCAAGACCAAUUAACUGUUUUAAAAGGAAAACAGAAUGAUAAGGGAAGUUUGGUGGAAGCAAUGGAAAAUAUGAUCAGACUUGCUGUUAAAAAGAAAGCUGACCAAGAUGUCUCUAAACAAUGUCAGUCUUAUCUUGAUUGGGAACGUGUGAGAACUUCGAUAUUGGAGGAACAAACGAAAGCAAUAGAAACGCAGAAGAGGAUAGCUAACAUAGAAAGGAUAAAGAAAGAUUUGAAAACGAGGGAACAGCUUUUGACGUUCUUCGAUAAUGAGGAAGAAAUUGAAUUAAAAAUAGAGAAGAUUGAGGCGAAAGAACGGAGGCAGGACGAACGUGUUCAUGCCAUGCAUGGAAGCGCGAAGAAACUGCAGAAAUUGAUCGCCACGGAGACUUAUGUACCGCCGGAUAUUAAAAAUAAAAAGUAAAAAACUAAUAUAAAAGGACGAGUAGAAUGCGAAUACCUGUACAGGGGAUUGAAAUGAAAAAAAAAGGAAGAAAAUCACGAACAGAACUGUUACUUCAUUGUGUUCUAAUAUUGCAAUAUACGUGUUAUACCUCUUAUUUUAUAAAAAUAGCCUAUACGUGAGGAGUAUGCAUAUAAAAUAUUGGAAAAUUCA